Molecule: messenger RNA, 1344 nt
Organism: Diatraea saccharalis (sugarcane borer)
Lineage: Eukaryota; Metazoa; Arthropoda; Insecta; Lepidoptera; Crambidae
Source: the annotation of a GenBank genome assembly
AUGUUGGAGAACCUGCCAGAGGGCCAACCUCUGGAAAUGCCGAUUCACCCUAAAAGGGUGAGGGUCCUCCCUAGCCCUGUGGCCAAAUGCUCAAGAUACGUUGAAUGUCGUGCGAGCAGCGGGACGAGCACACCGAUGACCAAACGGCCUGUACCUGAAGUCACAGCGAUCACUACAACUCAUGGAAAUGUACAAGAACCUCAAACGUAUGAAAAUACUCAAAAAAUAUUAGACGUAGCUAAUAGAAUGGAUAUACCCAUUUACAGGGGUAGCAAGUACCCAAUUAUCAAAGAUUACCCAGAAGACCAUUAUUUCGGUUUUGAUGGUUUAGGAGACAAUAACGGCACGUACCGAUCUAUUAAAGCACAGCCAGCUCAUGCAGUGUUCAUUUUGAUUGAAUUAUCAAAGAAGUAUAAAGAUGCUCAGAAUAUGAAGCCAGAGUAUAACGCUUUGCAUGAUGUAGAGGCGUACUAUAUUGUAGCACAAAACGCAUAUCCAGACAUAGUUACAAUGCUUCCAUCAUCUAUAAUUGAUUCAAUGGGUAUUAAAACAGUUUGGCGUAAAAACGUACUAGGCGCUAUAAACACCGAUUUGAUGAGAGCCCAGAAUAAGUUUGAAGAAGUAUCUUUAACGAAAGGUGAUAAAUGGGAAUUAUUAGACCCUACCAAAGAUGGAAAAUUAAAACUGGUGAUCGACAAUGAUGCUGGAGGUGAUGAUGCUAUGGCAAUAUUUUUAGCUCUCCUUUACGAGAAAUAUUAUGAUGGGGGUUCCAAAUCCUCUAUAAUUAGUACGGACGUAGCAAAUUUUUAUUACGGCAUUGAUGGUUUAGGGGAUACAGGUGAAAAUGUAACAGGCCUAGUUCCUGCGGAGAAACAAAAUGCAGUGUUACGUGACCAAGAGUCUUUACCGGAGUUCAACGCAAAAAUGGACCCAGAAGCUUACCAUAUUGUAGCUCAAAACGCGAACCCAGAUAAAGUCACCAUCAUUCCGUUCUCGCAGACGAAAAUCUAUUUAAAUUUUACUAAGACUUGGAGAAGAGUGGUGCUUGGUGGAAUAAACAGCGACGUAAUGAGACAGAUGAAUAAAUAUGAGGCUGUAUCGCUUAGAAGACCAGGUGGACAAUGGACCGCUCUGGACCCGGCAGCGGUGUCAGCGGCAAUAAAACCGGACUUGGUCAAAGAGUACAGAUAUUCACAGAACGAUAUAAUACUAUGUGGUGAUUACAAAGGAAUUAAUACUAAUAAAUUUGUAGAAAAAGAAGAGGCCAAUGUGAGAGUUAUUUAUUCAUUCAACGAUGAAGACUACCGGCAGUACUUAAUAGACCUCAUGAGUCGUGGCGCAUAA